This is a messenger RNA of Mastomys coucha (southern multimammate mouse), 1916 nucleotides long. RefSeq names its product disintegrin and metalloproteinase domain-containing protein 21-like. Gene Ontology annotation, biological process: proteolysis; male gonad development. The annotation marks the transcript as partial. Gene Ontology annotation, molecular function: metalloendopeptidase activity. Gene Ontology annotation, cellular component: plasma membrane; sperm head plasma membrane; external side of plasma membrane. The record is from RefSeq and is a predicted model, not a curated record. NCBI's taxonomy places the organism in Eukaryota, Metazoa, Chordata, Mammalia, Rodentia, Muridae. The transcript has a single exon.
AUUUCUCUGCUUGUGGUGGAUGAAAGGUCACAUAAAUCUAAAAAGUGUAGAAAUGAUGAGAUCAUAGCAGAGACAAGUGCUCCCCUUGAAGAGACUAAGCUUCCUGGAAGUCCCAGAGCAGGCCCCGUAUAUCUGUGGCGUGUACAUGUGAAAACUAUAACAAUGCAAUACACAAUGGAUCACGACUUAUUCACAAAAACCGGGAGCAAUUCAACCUUCUCACUUGAGUUAAUAUUGGUUAUGAACAGCAUUGCAGAUAGCGUUUAUAGAGUAAGUGGGUUGAUUGUGUUUAUACGUGCUGUAUGUAUUUGGAAUGACCAUAACCACUUCUCAAUAUCGUCAUUCUCUAAAAAUGUUUGGAGACUUAUGGAAGUUUAUGGCUAUUGGAAAGCUACGUUCUAUUGGGAAAUGGAUCAUACCACUGCAGCUCUUCUUUUAGGGACGCAACUUAAUAAUGUGGAUUAUGCAAGCAAUAACGCUGCACUUUGCAAUCCCAACUGGGGAGUAUUAUAUACAUUUGUAGGAGUAAACCGUAUAUUUCUGUCUGGAUCUUUCCUGGCUCAUGCAAUAGGUCACAUUAUGGGUUUAGGACAUGAUGGUGCGGGCUGCUUUUGUUUCAGAAGGAGCAGUUGUCUCAUGAAUGAAUACCCUACUCUUCACGAUAUGCUUAGCAAUUGUUCCCAUAGUACACUACAUUGGAGGACACUUGGUUGGGACCCUUGCCUGAGUAAUCCGCGUCAUACAUAUAAUUCGUUGAAGUAUCAUGUUCCUCGUUGUGGAAAUAAGAACGUGGAGGAUGGCGAGGCUUGUGACUGUGGUUCUUUUAAGGACUGUUCCGCUGAUGAGUGUUGUGGAACUAAUUGUGAGUUAACUCAGGGCAGCGCUUGUUCUUCAGGAGGUUGCUGUAAAACUUGUAAAAUUGCACCCAGUGGAACGAUAUGCAGAGACAAACUUGGUAUUUGUGAUCUUCCAGAAUACUGUAAUGGAGUCUCAGGGAACUGCCCAGAAAAUGUUUUCAUCAUGGAUGGAACUCCUUGUUCUCCACUAGCAGUUUGCAUGUCAGGAAACUGUAGCGACCGUCACUUGCAGUGUCAAGCUCUUUUUGGAUACCAAGUAAAGGAUGCUUCACCAGCAUGCUAUAGAGAAUUAAAUUCCAGAGGUGAUCGAUUUGGAAACUGUGGUAUUAGAAACCCACGAGGUGGAAGCGUGACUGUCUCAUGUCAAAAGGAAGAUGUUUUAUGUGGACUAAUCCACUGUGAUGGUGUCCGUCGUAUUCCUGGUGGAGGUGAGCACACCACCUUUUAUCACAUAAAGAUACAAGAUGCUAAAGAACAACAGUGUUUUGGGUAUGAUAUACACCAUGGGACAGAACUUCCAGAAAUGGGGCUUGUAAUGAAUGGUGCAACCUGUGGCCCUGGAAAAUACUGUAAAAAUCAAAGAUGUAUUUUUCAUCAAACUUUGAAUUUUAAUUGCAAUGUUUCUAAGUGUAACAACAGAGGGGUGUGUAACAACAAAGGCAACUGUCACUGUAUUCAGGGUUGGCAACCACCAAAUUGUUUGGAAAGAGGAACAGGUGGUAGUGUAAACAGUGGCCCUGUAAUUACCCCUCAGAAAAGAUAUCUACCCAAAAUACAUCUGAGUGUCAACAGGCUAUUAAUUGUUUUAGGUACCCGCAUGCUUCUUAUCAUGGCUUCGAUUAUGUUUGGUGCAAUUGCAAAAGCAGUGUUACGUCCAAGCGGGUUCCAACGACCCCCAGUUAAUGGAUGAUUGCUUUCAUCCUAAACUAAUAUGAGCCGUACAAUGGACAAAAAUCCAUGUCAUUUAUCACAAGAAACUGUCCAUGUCUACUGAAAGUCAUGUUCCCACUCACAAAUCUGAGAAUUUCAUCUUGAAAUAAAAUCCCUGGGGAAUUAGCA